Messenger RNA from Brassicogethes aeneus, 2191 nucleotides. NCBI's taxonomy places the organism in Eukaryota, Metazoa, Arthropoda, Insecta, Coleoptera, Nitidulidae. The record is from the annotation of a GenBank genome assembly.
UUUUGACGUUUACAAUAUAACCUUAAAAAAUUUAAAACGUUUAUUGGGCUUUUUGAUGGUAUUUAACUAUGAAAAAUAUGAGAUUUGUACGUGAAAUAUCUACAUAAGCAUUGUUAACACAAUAACACUCAAAAUGCGACAUAAAAUUUGUAUGGUUUCUGACUUUUUCUUUCCCAACAUGGGCGGUGUGGAAGAACACAUCUACAAUUUAUCGCAAUGUUUACUAUUAAAAGGCCACAAAGUUAUAAUAAUGACACACAGCUAUGGAGACAGAAUUGGUGUAAGAUACAUGACAAACGGGUUAAAAGUUUACUAUUUACCCAUAAAAAUAUUCUACAACCAAUGCGUUCUACCCACGAUGAUAAGCAACAUCCCUCUUAUCAGAUAUAUUUUCAUACGAGAACAGAUAGAGGUUAUACAUGGACAUUCAGCUUUUUCCGCUCUUGCUCAUGAGGCAAUGUUAAUUGGGAAUUUAAUGGGGUUAAAGACUGUUUUCACUGAUCACAGUCUCUUUGGCUUUGCUGAUGCCAGUGCCGUUAUCACAAAUAUAUUUCUACGUAUUUCACUGGCUGGCUGCAAUCAUUGCAUUUGCGUGUCGCACACGGGGAAAGAAAACACCGUUUUGAGAGCCAGUGUGCCAAAUAAGCAAGUUUCUGUGAUUCCGAAUGCUGUAGAUACGUUUUCGUUUACACCAGAUCCAAGUUGUCGUGAUAAAUCUAAAAUUACUGUUGUUGUUGUUUCAAGACUUGUGUAUAGAAAAGGUGUCGAUUUGACUGCUCAAAUUAUUGGGGAGCUUUGUAAAAAGUAUCCAGAUUUACAGUUUUUAAUUGCUGGGGAUGGGCCAAAGAGAUGGUUGCUUGAAGAAGUAAGAGAAAAAGAAGGCCUUCAAGAUAGAGUAACACUUUUAGGCAGUUUGGAACAUUCCAAAGUAAGAGAUGUUCUAGUUAAAGGCGAUAUUUUUUUAAAUACGUCUCUUACUGAAGCAUAUUGUAUGGCAAUAGUGGAAGCUGUGUCUUGUGGCUUACAAGUGGUCUCAACCAAGGUAGGUGGAAUACCAGAAGUAUUACCUGAUGAUUUAAUUUAUUUGACUGAACCGACUGUACCUGCUUUAAUGGAAGGAUUGAAUACAGCCAUUAAAGAUUUGAAAGAAGACAAUGUGGUGUGUCCUUAUGAAUGCAAUAAACGCGUUAGGAAAUAUUACAAUUGGGAAAAUAUAUCGGAAAGGACUGAAACUGUUUACCAAAGAAUUUUUCACGAGAGGCGGAAAAGUCUUAAGAAACAGCUACAAAGUUACCUAUCCAGUGGUGUCUGGCCAUUUUUGUUGGUUGUUAGUCUAGCAUACGCAAUUUUAAAUAUUUAUGAAUUUGUCGUGCCCAGAAAAAACAUUGAUAUUGCCAAAGAUUAUAAUAGCAAAAGAAUUAAAACAACCUAAAUAAUGCAAAUAAUGUAUUAAUUAACUCGUUCAUAAUAAAUAUACAUCUGUGUUUCAAUAAUAUUAAAAUAAAUAUUCAUUCUUAAUUAAGCAACAAAAAAUAAAUUAUACCAAAAAUAUAAAAUCAUUGUACUAUCAUUAUAAUCUUUAAACAAAUUGUUAUUGAUGUAAUAUAAUAAACUAUUUUUCGUUAAAUUUUCUUUUAUACACAAUUUGUAGAAAUGCAUGGGUAAACCAGAGCGCAACUAAAAAAUUACACAAUCAUCCCGCAAUGGUUUACUGCAUGCCGUUUCUAAAAAGCAGCUAGAAUUUUCUAAUCUAGAUUUUUUUGUAAAAAAUUAGGCCUGACAGUUUGAUUAGGUACAAUAUUGCUUAGGUUUACUUUGGAAUGUUUCCGGGGAAUUACCCACUUACAACAAACAAUUUUGAUAUUUGUGGUUUCACUUUUUGGUCCACCUGUUCCCUUCAAACCUAAGCGUUAGUUUUCUUUCUCAUCAAAGUUUUAGUUUUGUUCUCUAAUCUAGAAGGAGAAAAGUCUUUCUACGAGUUGCAGUAUCUCUAAGAGCGUUAAAACUAGGUAGAAGAUCACUAAACAAGACACGAGGGGGUUUAUUAUUGUGUGCUAAGUCUCCUGCUGCGAUUCCUGCGACGUGCAGUUCCAGGACAAUCGUUUGUGGAUAGAGGCGUCUCUAUUGUCAUUUUUCUAAAACAACGACAAAACAUUCAGUUGCUGGAAAAUCGGGGGAAGUCAGGCAAAAG